Messenger RNA from Sturnus vulgaris (Common starling), 2727 nucleotides. The record is from RefSeq and is a predicted model, not a curated record. NCBI's taxonomy places the organism in Eukaryota, Metazoa, Chordata, Aves, Passeriformes, Sturnidae.
AUGUCCCCAGGCCGCUGUCGCUUUGCUCUGGGAAUGCAGGACGGGACCAUCCCCGACUUUCGCCUCUCGGCCUCCAGCGCUUGGUCAGACUCCACCGCCGCCCGCCACGGCCGGCUGGGCCGCAGUGACGGUGACGGCGCCUGGUGUCCGGCCGGGCCGGUGUUCCCGGCCGAGCAGGAGUUCCUGGAGGUUGACCUGGGCCGGCUGCACGUGGUGACGCUGGUGGGGACACAGGGACGCCACGCGGGGGGACACGGCCGCGAGUUCGCUCACCAGUACCGGCUGCGUUACAGCCGCGACCGGCGCCGCUGGCUGCGCUGGAGGGACCGCUGGGGAGCCGAGGUGAUCGGUGGCAAUGAGGACCCCGAGGGGGUGGUGCUGAAGGAUCUGGCGCCGGCGCCGGUGGCCCGGGCGCUCCGGGUGUACCCGCGGGCACCGCGCGCCAUGAGCGUCUGCCUGCGCCUCGAGCUCUACGGCUGCCCCUGGGAGGCCGGGCUCUUGUCCUACACGGCCCCACGGGGUCACGUCAUGGCCCUGGACCCCGUCCCCAUCGUCCUCAACGACUCCACCUACGACGGCUUCAGCGCUGGCCCGUUACACUUCGGGGGGCUGGGCCAGCUCUCAGACGGGGUCCUGGGCCUCGAUGAUUUCCUGAGGACCCGCGAGCGCCGCCUGUGGCCGGGCUACGACUACGUGGGGUGGCCACGCCCCCCCGGGCCACACCCACACGUGGAGCUGGAGUUCGAGUUCCAGGAGCUCCGGGCCUUCCACGCCAUGCAGGUCCACUGUAACAACCUCCACACGCGCGGGGUCGGAAUCUUCCGGGCGGUCGAGUGUCGCUUCAAGAAGAGCUUGGCCACGGCCUGGGAGCCCACGGUGGCCACCCACAGCCUGGCCGGGGCCAUCAAGGACCCCAGCGCCCGCUUGGUCACCGUCCCCUUGGGGGGGCGCCAUGCCCGAUUCAUCCAGUGCCGCUUCUUCUUCAGCGCCGAGUGGAUGCUCUUCAGUGAGGUCUCCUUCGUCUCAGAGGUGCUGGAUGACCCCACGGGUGCCAGCGGGUGGCCCCCGAGCCCUGAGCCCUCCGCCGCCAUCUUGGAAAAUACCCUCGAUGAGGGCGGAGCCACCAACGUCACCUCCCAGGUAGCCCCCGGGGAGCCCGGACUGGUCCCGCCGGUGGCCAAAGCCGAGCCCGGGCAGUCGCCGGCGCUGCUGGGCUGCCUGGGCGCCAUCAUCCUCCUGCUGCUGGCCCUCCUCAUCCUCACCCUGCGGCACCGCCUGUGCUCCGGGCCACUGGGAAAGGCUCCGGGCCGCGGGGCGGAGGCGGCGCUGCGGGUUCAGCUCUCGGGGGACACCGUGGUCAUCAACAACGCCACGGGGGGGGGAGGGGCUCGGGGGCUGCCCCGCUACGAGCGGAUCCCCCCCGGAACCGGAACCGGAAGUGGAACCGGAAGCGGAAGUGGGGAGUACCAGGAACCCACCCGGGCACGGCCCAGACCCCCCCCGCUGCCCCCUGGGGCUGCCAAUCCGGCCUAUCGGCUGCUCCUGGCCACCUACGCCCGACCAAUGGGAGGCCUCGCCCGGGCCACGCCCGACGGCGCCAAACCAAUCAACACCGACGGUGAGCCCGAGGGGGGGGCGGGGGCCUACGCCGAGGCUGACGUCACCGGAGGCUCCGCCUACGCCCUGGCAGGCCCCGCCCACAGCCCCGCCCACGGCCCCGCCCUCCCCUCCUUCCCCCGGCACUGCCUGCGCUUCCGGGAAAAGCUGGGGGAGGGGCAGUUCGGAGAGGUGCUGCUGUGUGAGGUCAUCGCCCCCCACACCCUGGACUUGGCCACGCCCCCAGGGUCAGGCCCCGCCCCCUCGGCCGCAGGGCGCCCCCUGCUGGUGGCGGUCAAGGUGCUGCGGCCGGACGCCACCAAGAACGCCCGGCGGGAUUUCCUGCAGGAGGCGCGCACCCUGGGCCGGCUGCGGGACCCCAACAUCGUGCGGCUGCUGGGGGUGUGCGCGGGGCCCGGCCCCCUGUGCAUCGUCACCGAGUACAUGGAGCACGGAGACCUGCACCAGUUCCUGGGGAAAAAAAAAAAGAUAAUUAAAAGCAGAAAAUCCUAAAACCUCGCGAGUUUUUUUUGCAGUUUUUCCACUUUGCUCCACGUCGGCGCCCAAAUCGCGUCCGGGAUGCGAUUCCUGGCACGCAGGAAUUUCGUGCACCGGGAUUUGGCCACCAGGAAUUGCCUGGUGGGCGACGGAUUCACCGUCAAAGUGGCCGAUUUCGGGAUGAGCCGAAAUCUUUACGCCGCCGAUUAUUAUCGGGUACGGGGCCGGGCNNGAAUUCCCAAAUUUUGGGGAUUUUAGGGGACGUUCAGCCCGGCCAGCGACGCCUGGGCCUUCGGGGUGACGCUCUGGGAGGUGCUGACGCGCUGCCGGGAGCAGCCGUACGGGGCCCUGAGCGACGAGCAGGUGAUCGCCAACGCCGGGCACCACUUCCGGAACCGCGGGCAACAGGAGUACCUGCCCUGCCCCCCCGGCUGCCCCCCGGCCCUGCACCGGCUGAUGUUGAACUGCUGGGCCCGGGAGGCGACCGAGAGGCCGGACUUUGGCCACCUGCACCGGACCCUGAUGACCAUCAUCAUCAUCAGCAUCAGUGACCUCAUCAUCAUCAGUGACCUCAUCAUCAUCAUCAUCAUCAGCAUCAAUGACCAUCAUUAUCAGCAGCAGCAUCAUCAGUGA